AUUUCUUAGACACCAAUACCCUUGUCUCUCUCUCUCUCUCUCCUCAUUGUCUCUCUGACGACUUAAGAGCAGCAGAAUCUAGGGUUUGUUAACAGUGAAUCUUUUGCUUCCUCCACAAUAAUCGCCUUCUGAAGAAGAAGAGUAAGAAAAGCAAUAACCUUGGAGAAAUGGCAACUGAGAAUCCUAUCAGGAUGUCUGGAAACAGUGAAAGAUGGUCUAAUUCUAGGCCGGUUUCUGCUCCUAAUCGAAGUGGAAGUGCGCCUCCGAGCAUGGAGGGGUCUUUUCUAGCUGUGGAUAAUCUACUGUCACGACAAGGCGGUUCUGGUUAUAAUAACUCGAAGCUACCGAGCUUUCAAAACCAUGGCUUUGAGGAAUCUGUGACCGCUCAUCCUACUUAUUCGUCUAAACACAACCUUAACCGCUCACCUUCUCCACCUAUUUAUUACCCUACUGAGUAUCACUUCAUAGACAAUCGUGUAGGUAGAUUUAGAAGUAAUAGGGGAUUGAAUAAAGUUAAUUCUCCCAUUCAUUCGUCUCAAGGUACACUUUCUUCUCACCAGGAAGUGUCUGAGGAUGAGAGCAAUCAACAGUUACCUGUUAAUAGUGUUUCAGAUAGGACAAAUGAAGUGGACAUUAGUCUUUCGUCUGGUUCUCAAGGUUUGGAAGAUUCCAGGCAGGAUGAUAGUUCUUCUGGUCCUACCCCUCAACAUAGUCGGUCUAACUCUUCCAAUGGUGAAAUGAACACAGCGGAUGAGAGUGGUAACUUCUCGGAGAUGUCAGAUGAUGUCAUGGUUAAAGAUAAUGCUGCUUCAGUGACUAGAGCUUCCGUUGGCAUUGAGAAGAGUCCCGAUGAAUCGGCCAUCAUCUCAAAGAUGAAGAAUACUAGCAUAUCUGGAUCCGGAAUGGCUAAAUACUCUCGAGAUCCAAAGUAUGCAAGGCCAGAAAGGCAGAUGUAUCAACAACAAAACAAUGUAACCUGGGUUCAAGGUGGCGUCAAAAUGGGUUCCCAUGGUGUAAACGAUGCAGUGACAGGGACCGGACAGUUUCAUUAUGGUCAGCCUGUGCUUCAGUCUUCAGGCUUUACCCCGCCUCCGUUUUACGCUGCUACACAAACGCCUUAUGUGGCUCCACCAACUCAUGUCUAUAACAUGCAGUCUCCUGCUGUUUACUCUCCUCAAUAUGGUUAUGGACCAUACACUAACAUGGUCCCACAGUUUGUACCUGGAUACCCUUCCCAUGGUUCUGUCCCGCUUAUUGUUGGUCCAGAUUUUAGUCCUCAAUUCUCUGGGCCAAGUGCUGGAAGUUUAGUCCAGGGAGGUGAAAUGCAGUAUGCAGAGAAGUACUAUGUUCCACAGGGGCAACCUUCUUUUCAAGAUCCUAUGUAUAUGCAGUAUAGUCAACAGUCGUUCGGGCAGAUGAGCCCGAUGGCUCCUAGAGAGAACCAUAAGAAUGCUCCUGAGUCUCAGAAAGAUGAGCCGAAGUUCGUUAGGCAAAUAAGGGGGUCGAGCAACUCUAACAUGGGUAGAAUGGGAAUGAUGGGUCUUAAUUAUUAUGGAAUGCAGCCAAAUAUGGGCAUUAUGGUGCAGUAUCUGCCUACACAGCUCGGUCCUCGUCAUUCACCGGGCUCUGUUCCCUAUGUAGAAGCAUAUCCUGGAUGGCAGCCACAGGGGAGUUUGGAAGGUGCAAAUGGCUCGAGGUUGUGCAAUUUUCUUGAAGAACUGAAAUCUGGGAAAGGCAGGAGGUUUGAUUUAUCUGACAUCACAGGACACAUUGUUGAAUUCAGUGCGGAUCAGCACGGGAGCAGAUUCAUUCAGCAAAAGCUUGAGAAUUGCAAUCCAGAAGAAAAAGCAGCUGUCUUUAGGGAAGUUCUUCCUCAUGCUUGCAAACUAAUGACAGAUGUGUUUGGCAAUUAUGUUAUUCAGAAGUUUUUCGAAUACGGAAACUCAUCACAGAGAAAGGAGCUCGCGGAUCAACUCAUGGGACAGAUAGUACCACUUAGUCUGCAGAUGUACGGUUGCCGAGUGAUACAAAAGGCUAUUGAUGUCAUAGAACCUGAUCAGAGAGUUCGUUUAGCACGUGAACUUGACGGGCAGGUCAUGAGAUGUGUUCGAGACCAAAACGGAAACCAUGUGAUCCAAAAAUGCAUCGAGAAUAUCCCGGCAGACAAAGUUGGAUUCAUGUUAUCUGCAUUCCGUGGUCAAGUUUCCUCGCUCUCCAUGCAUCCUUAUGGCUGCCGUGUCAUACAGAGGCUUCUGGAGCGUUGCUCAAAUGAGCAUCAUUGUCGAUUCAUUACGGAGGAGAUACUGGAAUCAGUAUGCGUCCUUUCCAAGGACCAAUAUGGUAAUUAUGUCACGCAGCAUGUCUUGGAGAAAGGGACAUCUGAGGAAAGAGAGAGAAUCGUGAGGAAACUAUCAGGGCACAUAGUGCAGCUUAGCCUACAUAAAUUUGCAUCAAAUGUUAUAGAGAAGUGUCUGGAGCAUGGUGGUCGAAUUGAGCGGGACAUCAUCAUUAAAGAGAUUGCAGGACCCGACGAGAGCUAUGAUAGUUUAUUGAUGAUGAUGAAGGACCAGUAUGGAAACUAUGUGGUGCAGAAGAUAUUCGAGACGUGUACUGCUGAUCAGCGUGCGACAUUGUUCAGCCGAGUCAGAAUGCACGCUUCUGCUUUGAAAAAAUACACAUAUGGGAAACAUAUUGUUACUCGUUUGGAACAGCCCUUUGGUGAAGAAAGCCAAGAACAGAGGCGAUGAGUUGUGGCUGUUCUGAUUCAAGACACUGGCUGACGCAGAUUUAGUCGAUAUAAUUCGCUUUUCAAGAAAGCUGGAGAUUCAUUGGAAAGGUUUAGUGGAAGCAAAAUGAUUGUGAAGAAUGUUGUUUUACUUUGGAAUUUUAUCAUAGCCGUUGUGAUGAUUGUGUGGCAUGUUCGUAAAUAUUCAUCAAUGUAUCAGUAGUGUACUCGUAUUUGUAAUUGGUUUGUGGGCUUCAUCAUUAAAGACAAUUACAAACUUUC
Eutrema salsugineum is the source of this 3007-nucleotide messenger RNA. Its product is annotated as pumilio homolog 6, chloroplastic. The coding region runs from base 168 to 2747 and encodes 859 amino acids. Gene Ontology annotation, cellular component: cytoplasm. Gene Ontology annotation, molecular function: mRNA binding. Lineage: Eukaryota; Viridiplantae; Streptophyta; Magnoliopsida; Brassicales; Brassicaceae. Gene Ontology annotation, biological process: post-transcriptional regulation of gene expression. The record is from RefSeq and is a predicted model, not a curated record. The transcript has 10 exons.